This is a messenger RNA of Candoia aspera, 2825 nucleotides long. It is a transcript of the gene CCHCR1, whose product is annotated as coiled-coil alpha-helical rod protein 1. Bases 253 to 2802 code for a protein of 849 amino acids. The transcript is spliced from 18 exons. The record is from RefSeq and is a predicted model, not a curated record. Gene Ontology annotation, cellular component: centriole. NCBI's taxonomy places the organism in Eukaryota, Metazoa, Chordata, Lepidosauria, Squamata, Candoiidae. Gene Ontology annotation, biological process: protein export from nucleus; cell differentiation.
AAAACGGGAGGAUCUGGGGAGAAGGGGGUUCCAUCAGCCAGCCAAUCAGAAAACUCGCGGAUCUUGGGUGAGCUGAAACGUGUGAGGGUUGUUUGGGGGAGCUGCUCUGAAGGGCGGGCGUUGUCUUGAGUCGCCAGUUUUGGUUUCUGCUUGGGCUAAUCUCCCAGUAAGAGCUGGCUGGCAAAAAUUGAGAUUGAACCAAAGGAGGCUCUCACCCGAAUUCCCCCAUGCGCAGGACUGUAAAUUGAGACCAUGGACAGAAGGAAGGAUUCAGACAAGCAGCUGGACCCCCCUGCUGUGUUCCGGACUCCAAGGCCAACUGGAUUUCAAGAAUUGAUUCCACCUUCACAUUUCCAGAGCCAGUCAGCACCACCUUCAACUACUACUGGGUCCUGGGGGGGCACAGCUUACCCUAGCUGGGAGGCUGCUGAACUCAGACGAGAGAAUUUGCGGUUGAAAGAAGAACUCCAAAGAUGGACCACAAAAGUAGAUAAGACAGAAGACACGAGAGAUAAAAGCAGGUCCUUGGAUAGGUUGGCUGAGCCCUCAAAUGUGACCCUGGCAAUGUCUCAACAGGCUGAAAUCAUCUCCCAUCAGCUCCAUGAGAUCCAGCGGCUGGAGUCAGAACUUAGUGCCCUCCAAGUUUCCUCAGCCCAUCUGGAGGCAACAAUAGCUGUUCGGGAAAGUACCUUGUCCAAUCUCCAAGGAGAGCUAACAUUCCUCAAAAGCCAGAACCUUACUGAAGUUGCUGCCCUGAAGACAGAGCUGGAAGAAGUCAGGAAAAGCAGUCAACAAGAGAAAGAGGCCCUAAGGAAUGAAGUAGAAGAGCUUAGGCAGCAAAGUCAGUUGCAAGUGGAUUUCCUAAGGGAGGAACUUGAGUCAACCAAGGAAAGGAGCAACCAUGAACUUGCCCUGGCACAGGGGAAGCUGCAGCAGAUAAUUGAAGAAGUAGGAGUGGAGCAGAAGAGGCAGGAGGCGAGGGUUCAGGAAUGCCAACAGGCAGUCCUGAAAGAAUACCAAGCAAAGUUGGAUGAGCUGUCUGGAGUCUAUGAAGCUGAAGCUACUUCCCUGAAGCAUCAGAUACGCGCAUCCCAGCAGGAUCUGGAAGCUCAGUGUAAGGAGGCCAGCCAGUUAAAGGAGAAAAAAGAUAUACUCCAGAACCAACUCAGUGUGACUGAGGCAGAACUAGCUUCCCAGAAUGCUUUGGUGCUGCAGUUAAAGACCUAUGUGGGGGAGCAGAAGUCAAGUAAACCUGGUUUUGAACAGGAGCAGCUGAUAAAUCAAGUACAGCAACUUGAGGAUGAGAAGGAGGCUCUGAAAAUUACAGCUGAACUUCUGCAAGUUCGUGUGACUUCGUUAGGUGAUAUCUUGGCUCUACAGGAGACAGAGCUUGGCAAAAAGGUGCAUCUCCAGGACCCUCUCAAGUCUGAGUCAUCUCAAAACCUUCAGUGCCUGCUGACAAGAUGGCGGGAGAAAGUGUUUUCUCUCCUGGUGCAGCUGAAGUCUCAGGAGCUGAGCCAUAGGGAUGGCACUAAACAUUUGGAGAAGAAGGUGAAAGAACUGGAGGAAGAGGUGGAGUCUGGAGAACAGAAAGCGGUGCUGCUGCUCCACAGCCUUGAGGACAAAACUGCUGAAGCUCACAUGGAGAGAGUAAGAAACAAGACUCUGCAAACAGAGAUGUUACGCUCAAAUGAACAAAUGCAUGGUCUUCAACAGAGGGCAGAGGCUGGUGAAAAAGCCCUUCGGGAACUGGCAGACUUUGUCAGCAGGCUAAAGCAGCAGCUGAUGGGGCAGGAAGAGAAAUGGAAGGCAGCUUUGUCACGGCUUCUGGGCCUGGGAAAUAGGGUCAGUUUUGCAACCAAGAGAGUGGAUACCAUCCAAGGGCUUGUAUGCCGGAGAGUAGCACUGGCAAAACUUCAGCAAGAAGAAAAACUCUGUGUUGCAGGGACAGACCAAGAGAUUCAGCCAUCUUAUGAAGACCUGCAGGCUGAGUUACAUAUGCUGCAUGAUGAACGAGACCGACUCUCUGUGGAGCUUAAACGUGGGGCUCAACUCAUAGAGAAGAAGGUGGCUGAAGCAAGAGAGCGAGCGGAGUCUGAUCUGAGCAAAACGAAGGAGUCGUUGCAGAGCCUGCAGGAGACGCUAGGGGCAAAGGCAGCCGUAGAGCAGGAACUGAGGCAACGGUUGGAGGACACAGAAAAGCAACUGGAGACGACCAACAACAAGCUCCAUAGGAGCGCAGGCGCUGCAGAUAGCUUGAGACAGGAGGUGGCACAACUGAGAGGAGAGUAUGAGAGAGCCCAGCAGGAAAAGAUAACAGAAGUUGAAACACAAUUGCAAAAGGAUCUCUCAGAAAUGGAAAAAGCACUGAAUACAGCACGGAGAGAACACGCCAAAGCAGUGGUUGCCCUGCGGCAGGCUGAGCGGCAGGCAGCGAGAGACAAAGCAAGGAGCCAGGAACUGGCGAAACUUCAGGAGUCUGCAGCACAACAGGAAAUGGCACGGCUUGAAGGGCGUCUGCAAGAGCUUGAGAGGGACAAAAACGUGCUGAUGGCCACCUUGAGGCAAGAAGGGCUCUUAGCUCAGUAUCGGCAGAAUCGGCUGGCAGCGGUCCCAGCUAAGUCAAUUGGAAAGACAGGAGCUAGUCCUCCAUCGAAAGAAUCCCUGUUUGCUGUGUUAGAUGACCUGCAGACUCUGGGUGCUGCUAUCUUGGAGGAGGAAGAGGCUGACAAAAACACAAACACCAUUACUGACACUGAAAAGAUACAGUGGGAAGAUAAAGUCUUGGAGAAGCAACAGUGAGAGAUCAGGCAGAUAUUUGUAAU